AUGUCCGAGCCUCGCAAACGUAGACGUCCCGCCUAUUCAUGCCUCGAAUGCCGCCGUCGAAAGGUGCGAUGUGACCGCAACCAGCCUUGUGCCCAAUGUACGGCGCACGGCGCAUCGUGUGUCUUUGACCAGCCCCCGAACCGAGCCGACAGUCCACCAGCCCAGGAGAAGCCCCAGAAUGACUCCAAUGUCCCCAUCCACGGCACCGUCUCCAAGACGCGUGUCUUUGGCCCUGGUCACUGGAUGAGCACUGUCCUAUCUAAGGACGAACCCUACCGUGGCCCUCUAGCCGCCUGCCAGGAGAUUUAUGAAGAGCCACCAGAGGAUCUGGCCCGGACGGUGGCUCAGUGCAAGCAGUUGGCGCGCGAUAUCAAGAACCAGCGUCCUAGCCGGAGCUGCCUACCGGCCGAUCUGCAUCGCUCCGUCCCAGACCGACCCGUCCUAGACGAGCUGUUGCAUCGGUAUACCCUCUCCUUUGAAUCUUCCUACCGCAUCCUGCACGUUCCAUCGCUGCACGAUGACUAUCAGGCCUUUAUUGACCAUCCCGAUGGGGUCUGCAGCGCUAUCCUGGUGCAAUUGUUGUUGGUCCUGGCUGUCGCGGGCCCCCUUCAUGAUGACCCCGAAGUACGGCGCGAUAUGGCCACCAAGGCACGCUUCUGGAUACACUGGGCGCAGACAUGGCUGUCAGCGCCGCUGGAGAAGGACCGCUUAACCAUCCAGGGCCUGCAGAUCCAUUGCCUCCUGCUACUUGCGCGCCAGGUUCAUCGCGUUGGUGCCGAUUUGGUGUGGAUCUCGGCGGGCUCCCUGGUGCGUAUGGCCAUGCAGAUGGGCCUCCACCAAGAUCCUUCCAAUCUGGGCGAGCAUCGCAUGCGUCCGGCGGAAUUGCGUCGUCGUCUAUGGUACACCAUCCUCGAGAUGAACGUACAGGCGGCAUUGGACGCAGGCAUGGCACCCAUGAUAUCCGAAUCUGAUUACAAUACUCAGCUGCCUUCCAAUGUCGAUGAUGACCAGCUGGAUGAGUCUACUCCAUCGGGAGACACGUCGUCAGAGCCCUCGUUCCAAGGUCUACUGGCGCGUUCUUUGCCGCGACGACUGGAGUCCGUGCGCUUCAUGAACCGUCUGCAGGAGGAGCCGUCGUACGACCAGGUGUUACGUCUGGGUCAUGAACUAGACGACGUGUGUCGCGAUGCUGCUACGGCAAUGGAACAGAUGGUUAUAUCUACGGAUCGUCAAUUUGCAGCUAGUCACUGCAUCCACCUUUUGCGUCGCUUCCCUCUCUGUCUGCAUCUCUCUUACGCCGCACGCGUCUCCCAGAACCCGCUAUACAGCUACUCGCACAAGGUGUGUCUGGACGCAACCGUGGACCUGGUCUCGCUGCUAGACGACGAACUCUACCAUCGUCUACUACUGUCUGGCGGCGGCAUGUUCCGUGAUAUCAUCACCCGCGGGGCGCUGUGCAUCUUCAUGGAACUUGGGACGCAUCUCGAAGCGGAUAGUCUCAACUUCGCGCGCAAGAGAACCCGCGCUCGUCAGGAACCACUGCUACGGGACGCUCGCCGCAUCGUGCAGUACGCCCGAGAUCGCAUGUUGCACGGAGAGACUAAUAUCAAGGGAUACCUGUUUCUGAGCAUGGCUAUGGCGCAUAUCGAGGCGCUGCUGGAUGGUAAGCCCCCCAGGGAGGCUGCCGUCGCCGCGGCGCAUCAGAGUCUGGAAACCUGCCAUUCCAUCCUGCACACUGUUGCAGAUGAGACGGAGACGUCCCAGCAGAUGGGCCUGGAGUUGUGGUCUCAGGGUAUAGAAUCAACUCAGGGGGUACUGGAGACAGAUUUCGACUUUCUAGAGCAUCUCAACCUGGACAGAUUGGGAUGGACGGGGUGGGCGGAAUGGACGGGAACGUUAGAAUAA
Aspergillus tanneri is the source of this 1905-nucleotide messenger RNA. RefSeq names its product putative C6 transcription factor. The transcript is spliced from 2 exons. The record is from RefSeq and is a predicted model, not a curated record. Gene Ontology annotation, cellular component: nucleus. NCBI's taxonomy places the organism in Eukaryota, Fungi, Ascomycota, Eurotiomycetes, Eurotiales, Aspergillaceae. Gene Ontology annotation, biological process: regulation of transcription by RNA polymerase II; DNA-templated transcription. Bases 1 to 1905 code for a protein of 634 amino acids. Gene Ontology annotation, molecular function: zinc ion binding; RNA polymerase II cis-regulatory region sequence-specific DNA binding; DNA-binding transcription activator activity, RNA polymerase II-specific.